Drosophila willistoni is the source of this 4544-nucleotide messenger RNA. RefSeq lists its product as uncharacterized. The transcript has 8 exons. The record is from RefSeq and is a predicted model, not a curated record. NCBI's taxonomy places the organism in Eukaryota, Metazoa, Arthropoda, Insecta, Diptera, Drosophilidae. Bases 118 to 4155 code for a protein of 1345 amino acids.
UUUAAUAGCGUCGGGGGCCGACAUUUUAAAUAAGAUUGUUUUAAGAUUUAAAAGGCCAAGCCCUAUGAAAAACAAAUAUUAAACGCAUUUGGCUUACAUGUUUGCAGUGCAGAUAAGAUGCCCAAAAAUAAGAAAAAGAUGAACGCUUCACCAGAGCUGGAAGCGAUAUUAGCUGAACCUAUUACGGAUGCGGAUAGACUAGCCGAAUAUUUGAAGCGCAAGGCGGAUGAGGUACCAAAGCAAGACAAUGUGCGUCUCUUUGGAGAUUUCUCAAUUGAUUUGAGUUUCGAUGUGCCUCUGAUAAAAAAACCCGAGGAGCCGAAACCAACAGAAGCACUAGAUGCACAAAAACCAAACAAAACGCAUCUGCAGGAGUCAGCGCCCGCUUCGGACGUACCAGCAGCUGUACCUUGUGAUACUGAACCACCCUUACAGCCGCCCAGAGCCGUUAGCAUCUCCCCAUCACGGCGUAGUGCCAGCAAGGUGCCUGGUUCAGAUCGUUUGCGUCGUGUUGCUAUCAGGAGGCGCUCCCAAAGCUGUGGUCGUCGUCAGCUGCUUAAAGAGUUUGACAAUGCUGCGUUAGAUGCGCCUAUCCCCAGUUCGCCGGCUUUUAUUCCAACAACGAGCAGUACGCCAGUUGAAAACAAAAAGCAGUCACCAACCCAGAAUGAACUUCAUCACGAGGCAGUACCCAAUAGUGAGCGGGUCCCUGAGGCAGAAAGUGAUCCAAAUAAUAUGUUUACAAACCUUGCCCAAUUUCGCCGCGAAGUGGAAGCCACGUUUACAAAAUCUUUUAAUCCGAAUCUUACCCAGGGAUCUUGUUGUCCGUGUUCACCGCAAAGUGCAGUUAAGCGGCGAACUUAUACCAUUGAAAAGGAGAGCAACCUUGCUGAGACAAGGCUUAGCCGGUCAAGUUCAAACCUCAACGCGACAUCUUUGAGGUGUGCAAAGCAGACAUCAAUAAAAACGCCAAUGGUGCGACUGCGGCGCGUAAAUACUGAUAUGGUGGUGCCUGAUACGCCUCCAGUUCCAGCACCCCGUCGCCGUCAGCCUCUCCCAUUGUCACAGCCGGAGGUGGAGGUAGUAGUGCCGGAAACACAACCACAAGAACUGUCCAUGACUGGCAGUCAGUCCCAGCAACUUGGCGAAAUCAUACAGAAUCUAUCCCGACAUACUAGCCUACCCCUAGUAGUUAUUCCUAUCAAUACUCAAAGCCCUAGAGCAGAUGUAGCGAUUGACAAACAUUUGAAUAAGGACGAACCGGUUGACACAGACAGUCGGAGUAUUCAAACAUCAAGUCAACAAAAGGUGCCCGCUCUUAAAAAGGAUGCUCCCGAUUGUGGGGCUGACUUAGAGCCAAUUGACGUUAUCAGUCGCAGCAUUCAAACUACGAGUCAGCAAAAAGUGGAAGAUAUCGAUAUUUUGACUGACGAUGACAGCGACGAAGGAAGCGACAGGACUGCACCUCUUAAUCUAGCCCCACCCGGAGGCAAUACGACUAGACAAAAACGCAAGCUUAAUGCCAAUUACCGCAAACCUACCGAAAAUCAGGAAAAUUCCAUGCAGCUACUGAAUCUACAUCGAACCAAUUCUGAUCGACGCCAUCGAAAGGCAACACUUGCGUCAGUUUUAAAUAAGGCACCCUGUACGCCCAUCAAUGGAGAAAAAUUUGCAGGCGAAUUGGUCCGGAUGAGUAACUAUGAGAUUCUAGAUCUGCGAAAACGAAAUUCAUUGGGCCUCAUUUAUCCCUUGAAUGGACAUCGAAAGCAAAAUUUGGAGCAGCAAGCGGCCUUAGAAGAAGGUAUACGUUUUGAGAUAAUGCGUAGGAAUCUAGAUGCUAGUAAAUCCGAAGAUUUGCUCAGCGAUAAAACUCAGGUUAAGGAAGUAACGGUUAAUGUUUCCACAUCAAUGGGUCCACCACCUACAGCUCUUCAACAGAAACCGAGACGUAUUUCGUCCCGUUCACGGUCACGACGUCAAAAGCAACCCAUAACCAAAGAACUGGAAAACUAUAUGGCUCUUGAGAAAACCAUGCAAGAACGUAUCAAGUCACGAAGCACUUCCAAGCGGAGCCUUUAUACCAAAGGGGAAUCAGAGACUGAGGACUACUCUUCAUCCCCAGAAAAGCAAAGAAGAACGAGUUUGAGUUGUAGAGACUCUAUGUCAGGGCCUGAAAGCGACGAAGAUGCGAACAUUAUUACUACUGUUGUAGGUUCGCAAUCUUUGCAAAAAGCUGAGAACCAAAAUCGCUUAUCCCAUAAAAGGCGAGAGAAAUCCACAAACAAGACGGUCCCAGAACAGGAGACAUUACCAAUACUUCAAACAGAACAGCAGGUUCAAGCUGACAGAAAUGAACCUGCUGAUGCUAGUAGAGCAGUAGCUCCUCCACCAGACUCCAAUAAUGGUGAUGACGACGAUGAAGAAUUGGGGCACAUAACAAGUCAACAUCAUCAAAACGAAGCUCACUCUCCGCAUGGGUUAUCUGCAUCUCAUUCGAGCAGCCCUAAUAAGAAUAAUUUAAACCAACAAAAAGAAAAUGGGAAGGCCCACACUUCUUGUCUAUCUAAGUCAUCACGAAACAAGGAUCCGGAAAUAGAAGAUUUACCUAACAAUAGCAAAGAUGAAAAUGAGUUGCAAACAACACACAAUAAUUCAAACUCUAUUCGUGUCCGUAGUCUAGAUGAACUGAUGGCACAGUCUCCGGAUCGAUCACAAUUGGAACCGAAAUCUCCUGACUUUGAAAAACAAAUGCCAAAACGCAUGAGCAAAACUAAAAUACAGAAUACUACAAAUAAGGAGAAAACCAAGGGGUCGGCGUCUAAGAAGAAAUCGUCGAAUUCAUCGACAUCGCAGAAGAAACUGGUGUCGGAAAAUCAGGGUGUGUCUCUUGCAGACAACGCCACUGAGGAUGUGCAAAUUGAACAUAUGGAAGCUCUUCGAAUGGAUAGUCCUCCACCACAACCGAAUCUAGAGAAUGAUCUGCUGCUUGAUGACGAUCAGCCUAGCACAAGCAAAGCUGCACGUGAAGCACUGCAGCGUUGUAAAAGUCAACGGGAACAACAGGCAAAGGCGACAACGAAAAACGAUGCGGUGAUAUUCAAAAAACCGUUGGCGCCGGCGCCACGAGCCAAAAAAAAUAAAACAAAACUUGAAAGGCAAUUGGAUAAGCUUAAGAUUAAUAUACCUUUGAACGGAACAAUGAUGACAAACUUUAUGCAAAAUCCAACUGAGCAACAUGAUACAUCCAUUCGCAGAUCAAAGCGAGGUCAGGUGCCGUUGCGAAAUAACUUUUGCCAUACCAUCAAAGAUCUCACUUUCGUCCGGUGUUCUUUUCAAGAACAUAUUAUAAAAGCCAAAACCACUAAAAUCACUAAACCGAAAAAUCGUAGCAAAGAGACAGAAAGCGAUUGCAUUAUGACCAGACCACCGUUGUGCUCUAGCACACCUUGUAGUGUGGAGCCUCCAGUUAUGAACCAAAAGAAUAGUAAUCAAUCAUCGAAUGCGCCGAUACAGUCUCCAAGCAUUAUCAGCUUAGGCGUAGCUCCGUUUUCUGACCAAGAGGAUAACUAUUCUGAGCCAGCGCCAUCAAGUGGUCCAAUCAAAAGAAAAAAGGGAAAGAAAACUACACCAAAACAACCGGAUGCAGGAAAUUCUGUUCCUGAAGUUCAUCACGGCACAUCAAAAAAUGUGGAAGUUGCGACACAAUCAGAUCCACAGCUUGAUUUACCAAAUGGAACAUCAAAUGUCGAUCGAUCGGCUAACCAGUUUACAUCAUGGCUACAUGGUUCAGAAACUCUAGACACUACUAAUCAAUUAAAUAGUCUCGAUAAUCAUGCCUCAACAGUAAAAGAUUUGGUCUUCAAAAAUUUGGAAGGUAUUGACUAUGCAUUUUACAACACCGCUGAAAAGACUAGCUUAGGGUAUAUGCGAUUCAAACCGCAUCAGAAGCGCGACAAGAAACGUUCCAAAACAACAACAAUGAAAUUUAUUGUACAGUAUGGGCAGUUCGCCAUCGAGACCAUAUUUGGUGAUGGCAGGGAAUCAGAGUCGGUCGUCCUACGACACGGUGAAAUGAUUGAAAUUGAAAAUGGCACAUACUAUUCCAUAACAAAUAUGCUUGAUAUCGUCGGCGUAAUUAUGUUUAUUCGAAUUUAAUUGCAAAUUCAUAAUCAGCAUAACAAAGUUUCAUAUCAUACACACAUAACUCUAGUCGUACACAGAGUUAGUUGGAAAUGUGUAAUGUUUAUUAAUUUAUUUUUUUUUUUUGUUUUGUGUAGUGUUUAUUGAUGUUAAAACUAUAGGUAUAAGUAUAUGAAGUCCCAAUGUUUAUAGAAAUUUUUGUUUUAUUAUCUCGUAUUAAAGUAACAAAUGAAAACUGUAUUUAUGUAAGAAAAUUAUGACCGAACUAUUUGUUAUCCUAUAAUUACUGUUGAAAUCUUAAGUUUACUUUAUGUAUUCACAAUAUUUUGCAAAAGAGAAACUACAAUUUAGUUACAUUUUGAAAUAAAACAUCACAAAAGAUGAAAAGAUUACUGUAUAACAAA